CAUGGCGAUACGACCGCUCACUCGUAUCCGUGGCCAUGUUUUAGAACGCGUUUACGCCAACCAGCGCGAUUCAAGUUGAUUAACAUUUCCCUGCUGUUCAUUCAUAUUUAUAUUCGUGAAACGGAUAUCGCGAUGUCGUAAGAUCGUCGCGACGAAGUCCGCCGUGCGUUAAAAUUAAUACCGCACGCCACUCGUCGCUCAGUUAUACGCGAUAUACGCGUUCUUCUCGCCGCGGUGGAUGUGCGCCCAGUGCACUCACAGCCAACUUCAGAGGCGUGUCAUGUUUGCGCUCGGCGCGUUGCUUCGUGAUCGGGAUCGUCGCGUUUCGUCAUCGGGAAUCUAUGAAAAAUGCUGUCGCUAGGCCCGAAAAAGGACGGCGGACCCAACGCCAAAUUCUUCGAGGCACCGGAGAUUCUUACUCAGCUUGACGGUGUUAAGCAGUGGCUGCUCAAGAACUGCAAGAAGUAUGUACAAACGGAUCCGCCCACUAAUAAGAGCUUAGCCACAUUGUUGGUACAGCUUCUGCAGUUCCAGGAAGAUAAUCUCGGAAAAAAUAUAUCAAAGCCACCUAUGACUAGGCUUCCAAUGAAAUGCUUCCUGGAUUUUAAGCCUGGUGGUGGUGUAUGUCAUAUAUUAGCUACCGCUUAUCGUUUUAAGCAAGAGCAAGGAUGGCGACGCUUUGAUUUUCCCGGGGGGAAAUCGGGAUCCCGUAUGGAUCGUACAGUGGAUAUGCUGAUGGCGGCAGAACGUGCUUUAAUACAGAAUAGAUGUAUGACUGUACCAAGUAUUUUUGUGAGACCAGACGUCGAUAAAAACACAGCUGCGAAAGUAAAGGACGUAGUUAGAAAGCACCAGGGGACCGUUGUAGAGAAUGAGGCAGAUGCUACUCAUAUUAUCUAUCCUCCAGUAGAUCCAUUGGAAGAGGAAUAUGCGCGUCCCUGUAUGAGACGCGAGCGAUCAGUUCUAAUUCACUGGUACUACUUUCCAGACAGUUAUGACUCUUGGUUAACAUUGGAUCUUCCAUGGGAUUAUCCUGAAGGGGCUUAUACAAAUACAAAUUCAAGAUCAAUGUAUAAAGUAUCCGCUACGUGGGCGUUAGACUUAGAGCAAUAUAACGAGUGGAUGAACGAGGAAGAUUACGAAGUAGAUGACAACGGUCAGAAGAGAGUACAUAAAUAUAGGCUCUCGGUGGAAGAUUUGAUGGCACAACCGUCCCAUCCGCCACCCGCAAAGAAACCUAAAAGAAAACGAUCACCUAGUCCACCUCCGAAGCUCGGCAAGCGUAAAAGUAGUAGAGCACCGUCGGGUAUUCAAAGCGCUUCCUCUGCGUCAUCAGCGACAGCUCCGAAGAAAUCGCGUGGGGGUGAGGAAGAGGAAGAUCUGACUCAAGGAAUGGAGGAUCCGCCUGCCGAGCCUCGAAUUGUCGAGGUAGUCGCUACGCCCACGAAUCCACCGAUCACAGGUCAAAGUAAUGCAACAACAGGCAACUCCACUUUAGCGUCUACCGGUAAUAAAAAGCAGGAUAGCGAGCUGCAACCUCUCAAAUCCGGCAAUUUAACUGAUCUUGAUGAACAAAUGGAAGGAGACAAAGGAAGCUCUCAAGGUGGUCAAGAUAGAGAAGAGAGAGAUACUAGCAAAGAAAGAGGAGAAGGUGGUAAGGGCGACGAACCCGAGGACAAUGUGACAGAGCAAACGCACCACAUUGUCGUUCCUAGUUACUCCGCCUGGUUCGAUUAUAAUUCGAUUCACACGAUCGAGAAGAGGGCUCUAUCAGAAUUUUUUAAUGGUAAAAAUAAAUCGAAGACUCCGGAAAUCUAUCUUGCGUAUAGGAAUUUUAUGAUCGAUACCUAUCGAUUAAAUCCAACGGAAUAUAUUACAUCAACCGCCUGCAGACGGAAUUUAGCUGGGGAUGUAUGUGCAAUCAUGCGCGUGCAUGCAUUUUUGGAACAAUGGGGACUCAUUAAUUAUCAAGUAGAUGCAGAAUCCAGACCGACGCCAAUGGGACCUCCACCGACAUCGCAUUUCCAUGUUUUAUCAGAUACACCGUCCGGUUUGGCACCAGUCAAUCCGAAUCCGCCGAAAACGCCACAGCCAUCUGCUGCAAAGAUGUUACUUGAUUUAGAGAAGAAACCAACGAGCGGGACGGGCGCUUUAGGUACAGAGGAGAAAGUUUCGGCAGGCGCAAUGGCAAAUUUCGGUCUGAAGAUUGAUCAAUAUUCGAGAAAACCAGCAGUAUUGAAGAAUAAACAAGCAGCGGGCGCUACGCGUGAUUGGACAGAACAGGAGACGCUUCUGUUAUUAGAGGGAUUAGAAUUACACAAGGACGACUGGAACAAAGUAUGCGAGCAUGUCGGUUCAAGAACGCAGGAUGAAUGUAUCUUGCACUUCUUACGUUUACCUAUAGAGGAUCCAUAUCUGGAAGAGGGCGGGCCCGAAGGAUUAGGUCCAUUGGCUUAUCAACCAGUACCAUUCUCGAAAGCAGGUAACCCCGUUAUGAGUACGGUUGCUUUCCUAGCAUCGGUCGUAGAUCCCAGAGUAGCCGCAAGCGCGGCAAAGGCAGCUAUGGAGGAAUUCGCUGCGAUAAAGGAUCAAGUACCGGCUGCAUUAAUGGAUCAGCAUUUAAGAAACGUUCAAGCUAGCGCAUCAGACGGUAAAUUUGAUCCGGCUGCAGGCUUAGCGCAAUCAGGUAUUGCCGGCACAGGACCGCCCGAACCGCCUGAUGACACAGCAACUACUGCGUCAACAACCUCGUCUGUACCGACAGGCGCGGCUAGCUCUCCGCAUUCCACGGCGUCAAUUGCCGAAGCGAAAAAAGAGGAACAAGAUAAGUCUAAAGAUGCCAUGGAGGUCGAACCAUCUCAGGUGGAUGUCACGAAGAAAGAAGAUGAAUCUAAGGAAGGUGAAGAGGAUGCAAAAUCCACCGAUCCAGAAGCCGCUGAAGCAAAGGAGAAAAAAGACAAGGUCGUGAGAGACGCCCAACUGCAAUCUGCUGCAGCAGCGGCACUAGCUGCUGCGGCUGUUAAGGCUAAACAUUUAGCAGCUGUCGAAGAACGCAAGAUCAAAUCACUUGUCGCGUUACUAGUCGAGACACAAAUGAAAAAGUUGGAGAUCAAACUGCGUCACUUUGAAGAAUUAGAAACCACGAUGGAGCGCGAACGGGAAGGACUCGAGUAUCAACGACAGCAGCUCAUCACCGAGCGACAGCAAUUUCAUCUGGAGCAACUGAAAGCAGCCGAAUUCAGAGCACGUCAGCAGGCCCACCAACGAUUAGCACAAGAGCAACAGCAGCAACAACAACAACAGAAUCAACAUCCACCCUGGCAACCUCCCGGUACACAGCAGCAACAACAACAGCCACCGAGUCCGCAGGCUCAACCGCAACAACAACCACCACCGCACACGCCGCCACAACAAACAUAACUCUUUCACGAAUCUUUCGGCGGCUGUUCCGGAUUAAGAACGCGCAAAGAGGACAUCAGAUGGGAAUGAUAGUGCUGAAGAAGCUGUGUCAUAUAAGCUCGCCUAACAACACCACUCGUGCAGCAGUAUAGCAAGUUUGCAAGAUCAAGAGCGAGUGAACCGACCCGCGUCAGUUGAAAAUCGACUAGAUAAACGGCCUGCAGAAGCACAGUAUUAAAAGUCAAGUGUAGGAGAUUUUGCAGUGAAGCGCAUCUCACAUUCGUGCCAGUCAAUAUUGUCAGAGUCUCGAAUGUGAUUUACAGAUCAUAACGUGAAGUAAAUAUUCUUGCAUCAUACAUCUGACUGUUUUCACUUCUUGAUGUUGAUCAUGUCGAAUUAUUUAUUUCGUCAUGCCUAGCGCAUGAAUGAGAAAUCAAAUAUCCGA
Molecule: messenger RNA, 3844 nt
Organism: Pogonomyrmex barbatus (red harvester ant)
Lineage: Eukaryota; Metazoa; Arthropoda; Insecta; Hymenoptera; Formicidae
Gene: mor
Product: SWI/SNF- related protein mor
Biological process (GO): cell projection morphogenesis
Cellular component (GO): synapse
Molecular function (GO): protein binding
Source: RefSeq, a predicted model, not a curated record